CACAUGACGUCAUCAUUAUCGCCAUCUUCGAUCUGUGUCAUCGACUGUUGUCGUGUGGAUUGUAGUCGUCAGCGUAGUAAUUCUGCGAGAUUUAAUUGUCUGCAGAGAGUUGUUUUGUCAGUUAUCGUAGAUUUAUUUCCGUGCUUGAUACAUUUUUAGGAUAGUUGUGGGGUCUAUUUGAUUUAUUUUCAAAAUCAUGGAAGGCACAGGAGAAGGAGAGGGUGGUCCACACAAUACGCAGCAAGCGGGAGCUAGCAAAAAGCUGCAACAAACGCAAGCAACUGUGGACGAGGUUGUGGGUAUAAUGAAGGUUAACGUGGAGAAAGUAUUAGAGCGAGAUCAGAAGCUCUCAGAGCUUGAGAACCGUGCAGAUGCCCUGCAGCAAGGCGCGACGCAGUUCGAACAGCAUGCUGGAAAACUGAAGCGAAAAUACUGGUGGAAGAAUCUCAAAAUGAUGAUUAUCAUUGGUAUCAUAUGUGUUGUUAUCUUAAUUAUCAUCAUCGCUUCGGUCGUACCAAGUUCGUCUUCAGACUCUGACAAUACUCCAAAAUGAUAAUGUUGUACCAAAGGAAAGAGUUGGGUCAUUUCGAUCAAGAGAUCCUUUUAGUAUAAGUUGCAUUAUGGUGAAGUAUGUAUAGCGGGGACUGUAAAAACAACACAAUGUCGUCACAUAAAAUUGGGAACAAAAAAUAUAUUUUUGAGAUUGACUUGAAUAUUACAUCGACACGCACAACUAUUAGACUAACAGCCAGUAUUAAUACGGGUGGCCUUCUUUUAAAAAAUAUAUAUAAUGAAACUGUCUGGUGUUCUUACAAUGUUAAUCUUGUUACAACACUGCUUAUUAUGAAUUUAUUGAUAUAUAAUAUAUGAUGUUUGUACUCUU
This is a messenger RNA of Linepithema humile (Argentine ant), 883 nucleotides long. RefSeq names its product Vesicle-associated membrane protein synaptobrevin (gene Syb). NCBI's taxonomy places the organism in Eukaryota, Metazoa, Arthropoda, Insecta, Hymenoptera, Formicidae. The record is from RefSeq and is a predicted model, not a curated record. Gene Ontology annotation, cellular component: SNARE complex; plasma membrane. Gene Ontology annotation, molecular function: syntaxin binding; SNAP receptor activity. Gene Ontology annotation, biological process: vesicle fusion; vesicle-mediated transport.